UUUUUAUUCAAAAAAAUUUAUUCAAGUUUUUUUUUGUUAAUCAAAUUUACAUCGAUUUGAUUGAUUGGUAGAAAAAAUGUACAACACUCAAACAAGACAACCGAUGAUGGAUACGAUGACAAUCUCGGAUCAUGGUUACAUGACAUUGCCGUUCCAGGUUCGUUUCGAGAACGCAUUGAAAGAGCCAAACAUUUUGAUCAAAUGUAAAUUAUUGACCGAUUUAAUUUAUGAAUCAACUUCAACGAAUAUCAAGGAAAUGCAACAUCGUUACGUACUAUUGAUUGAAGAUAUUUUCUCUUGUAAUCCAUUGCCAUAUGGAUCAAUAAAUAAUUGGCGUCUUAAAUCAUUGACAAAAGAAACAGCACCAAAAGAAUUUGAUUCCAUUUUCUUUCUACUCAGUAUUGAUGGUCCAAUAUUUAAACUGAUUCGUCAUCUAAUGAGUAAUGAUCAAACAAUGAAUAAUCGUCAUGAAUUUUCAAUCAAUCAUUUACCAUUAUCAUUACGUAAUUUGGACAACAUUGUCAAUCAUCAUUUCUUUAUGGAUAAAAUGUCUACAUCAUCAUCAUCAACAUUGAGUUUAAAUGCAUUCGAAUUUUUUUUAUUUCAUUUUGCUUGUUACAUAACAAAAGAAGAAACUACUACUACUACUACUAUAGUAGCAAACAAUUCAUUUGCAUACAAUUCAACAUUAUCGAUGGGAAAUAUGAUGAAUAAUGAAGAUACAACACUUAAUGUAUUGUAUUAUAUUCUUCUUGAAAAUUAUUUGGAAUUUUUCAUUCCAAUUACUGAUGCUAAUUUAUCAUCUAUGAAAUCAACGGCUUUAUCAACAUCAUCAUCAUCAUCGACGGACAAAACAAAAGAUUCGAAUAUUUUUCAUAUGAAAUCUAGUAGUUUAUGGAAAUCACUUUCAUCUACAACUACCAAUCUAUGGAAUCUUUCAUCUUCGUCUACCAACAAUAUACAACAACAACAACAACCUGGAUAUGGUUCUUAUGGAAGACCAAUGAAAACAAUGUUCAACGAUACUAUCACCAAUUCCGAUAGAUUUAUGUCUGAACAGAAUUCCAGUUUAGCAAUGAAAAAUCCAAUAUUCGGUAAUCGUGGUGGUGGUUCAUCCAUUUUUAAUCCCGAAAUAUUUAAUCAAUUUCAAAGACAACAAAAUCUCAUGUUAAACAAUAAUAACAACAAUAUUGCAAUGAUACAUGAUCCAAAUGAUCCAAUUGGUAGUGUUUCAUAUAAAUGUGAUACAAUACUGCGAAUAUUUUCAGAAAUAUGGUUGACUAUCGGAUCUUUUACUGUUCAACGUGAUGAUAAUAAUCGUUUAAGAAUGAUAACUGCUACUACUGGUCAUCAUCAGUUCAAUGUUACUAUUGAACAUAUGCGUGUUGUUCGUAUUUUCAUCAAACAUCUACAUUAUUUCAGUAAUAAUAGCCAUAUGAAGAAUAAAUAUAAUGAUUAUUCAGUGAUUAGUUCAGGUGAUCAAAUUAAUAGUGGUGGUUUUGUUUCUGGCUCGCUCAAUGCUUCAUUGGAUGAAUUGAAACGUUCGUUGUGGUCGGGUACAAAAUAUUCGAUACAGAAAAAUUUAUAUGCUUUUCUACGUAUUGUAUUCGAUCGAUGGCCAAAUGAUUCAACGUUUCGUAUACCAUUGGAAACAUGGCUAAGUUAUAUUCAACCAUGGCGUUAUAUACCUGGACGUAAUUCAAAUGAAACUCUCACACAUGAUCGUUAUGAUUGGCGUCGAUUUAUUGAUGAAAAUAUUGUUUUCUAUACCACUCUGUUUAGACAGGUUAUCACUAGAAUGGCACGACAACUGGAUCUUGGUUCAGCUAAUAAUUCAUUACUUUUGUUUCGUGUACUGAAAGUUUUCAGUCAAGAUAGCCUCAAAGAAAUGAUGAAAGAAUCGGAAAUAAAAUUUCUUAACGCUGGUGAUUUAUCAACAACGGCCACUGGUCAUCAUGGAUAUGGUGGCCAUCAAUCAACGUCUUCGCUGUUUUCACAUCGUCAAUCAUCACCUUAUCGGAUGCAUAAUUCAAGUAGCGAUAAAAAUGUUACAUUAUUGGAAGCUGAAUUAUUUCAUCAAUCAGAAUAUAUAUCAAUUUUUUCACCAGGAUUUCGUGAUCAAAUUAUUGAAUUAUUGCUCAAGAUUGCUAAAUCAUUACAUACGGUCACUGAAUUACAGAAUAAAUCAUCAUCGGCGAAUAACAAUAGCAAAGGAAAACAAAAAGGCAAAUCAGAAACUUUGUUCGAAUCGAUUGUCAAUUUUUUCACCAUCGAUUAUUCUGUCAAUAAUCAAUCAAAUGUACAGACUAGCCGUGUUAAUUAUGAUAAAAUUCGUAAUCAUUUAAAUGCAUCAAUUGAAUUUAUAUCCUGUAUAUUCGAUAUACCGCAACAAAGUAUUGAAACUAUAUUGGCAAAUGCAAGAAAAUCUGUUGUCAACAACAACAACGACGAUGAUGCUGAUAUAAAACGUCAUCGUUCGAAAGAAGAGAUUUAUGAAUUAGUGAAUGGUGUACCAAAACUAACAGAAUUUGGACUUUCACAAAUAAUGAAUGGAUCAUUGAAACUGGAUAAAUUGCCCACAAUUGUUGAAGGCAAUCCUGACCGGCAACCAAUUCGAUCAUAUGAAAUUGGCAUAUUGGUCAAAUUGACAUUAUUUUUAUCCACAGUGAUCAAUCAAAAAUUUGGUCCCAUUUUCCAGAGCUAUUAUGAACAGCCCAAUUUUUAUGGAACAUUAUGUCGAAUACUAUUGUCAUCUCCUGUUUCUUAUGCACAUUAUGAACGUUGUCCACAGGAAUCAUCUUCAGCAAAUAAUGGUGGCCACCACCAAAAGCCUAAAAUUCGUAUUGAAAAACUUCCACCACGUAUAAAUCUACGUUUUAUGGCAUCAUUUGGAUUUUUGUUACAAACUUUUCUUUUUUUUACAUUUUUAUGGUUAGCACAAUGUAUCGAUUGUGUUACCGUUUAUCUAUUGAUCAGUUUUGUAACAAUUUUCAUUACUUUAUUGUGUAAAUUAUUCUAAACGUCGCAACAACAACAACGAAAACGAAAAUAAAAAUAAAAACUUUUUU
Dermatophagoides farinae (American house dust mite) is the source of this 3068-nucleotide messenger RNA. Its product is annotated as sphingomyelin phosphodiesterase 4. NCBI's taxonomy places the organism in Eukaryota, Metazoa, Arthropoda, Arachnida, Sarcoptiformes, Pyroglyphidae. Gene Ontology annotation, molecular function: sphingomyelin phosphodiesterase D activity. The record is from RefSeq and is a predicted model, not a curated record. Gene Ontology annotation, biological process: sphingomyelin catabolic process; ceramide biosynthetic process; glycerophospholipid catabolic process.